CACUUGAUUCGGAGUGGACGACUAAAGUAGUUUUUCAGUUAAAGAUGGCAGGUUAUCUUAAGGUCCUCGGUUUUCUCACCAGGUCUGCUACUUUAUCCAAAAGGCACGCGGUCAUUGCUGCUCAAGGCUGCCAGGCUUUACAGCAGAGGAACUAAUGCCCUACACUGCUUCCGAAUGGCUUAGCUUCAUGGUUUAUUUUUGUCCUUGUUCAACCAACUGCACUACUGAUGCCUACCUUUAAGAUACUUCAGCCUCCAGUCACUUCCAGAGUCUACACCACAGAACAGUUUAAUGAUGCUGACCGGCGCAUCAAGGUGGCUCAGCCAGUUGUGGAGAUGGAUGGAGAUGAGAUGACUAGGAUAAUUUGGGAAUUCAUCAAAGAAAAGCUCAUCCUAACCAAUGUUGAUGUGGAGCUAAAAUACUUUGACCUUGGCCUCCCCUACCGUGACCAGACUGAUGACCAGGUUACCAUUGAUUCAGCCUUAGCAACCAAGAAGUACAAUGUUGCUGUCAAAUGCGCAACUAUCACUCCUGACGAGGCCAGGGUUGAAGAGUUCAACUUGAAGAAAAUGUGGAAAAGUCCUAACGGAACCAUCAGAAAUAUCUUGGGUGGCACGGUUUUUCGUGAACCUAUCAUCUGCAAGAACAUUCCCAGACUUGUUCCUGGUUGGACACAGCCGAUCACAAUUGGCAGACAUGCCUUUGGUGACCAGUACAGAGCCACAGACUUUGUUGUGAAUGCACCAGGCAAAUUUAAGAUCAGCUUUACUCCAGCUGAUGGAAGCAAAGGCCAGGACUGGGAAGUAUUCAAUUUCCUUGGGGGUGGCUGUGGAAUGGGCAUGUACAAUACUGAUGAGCACCAACACACAAGGAUAGAAAUAAGGUUUUCUGGAACUUCUCCGAAGACUAAAUGUGGUCUAAAAUGGGACUUUCUUGAUCUGAAUUUGAGUCACCAUUUGCACCAACCCAGAAUUUUAAAUAUUUUAAAUAAUGCCAAUAUUUUAAAAGGUGAAGACAGUUCCUCAUGUUAUUUCCAUUUUGCUUUUAUUUUCUCGCUUCCUCUCCCUCUCCACAAGUCCAUCACUGGCUUUGCUCACAGCUGUUUCCAGUAUGCUAUCCAGAAAAAAUGGCCUCUCUACAUGAGCACUAAGAAUACCAUCUUGAAAGCGUAUGAUGGCCGCUUCAAGGACAUCUUUCAGGACAUCUUUGAGAAGAAAUAUAAGCCAGAGUUUGACAAACUGAAGAUCUGGUAUGAACACAGACUUAUUGAUGACAUGGUGGCACAAGUUUUGAAGUCUUCUGGUGCUUUCGUUUGGGCUUGCAAGAACUAUGAUGGAGAUGUCCAGUCCGAUAUUUUGGCUCAAGGUUUUGGCUCCCUGGGAUUGAUGACCUCUGUUCUAGUGUGUCCUGAUGGAAAGACCAUUGAGGCUGAAGCUGCUCAUGGCACAGUCACUAGGCAUUACCGUGAGCAUCAGAAGGGAAGACCAACCAGCACCAAUCCUAUUGCAAGCAUCUUUGCAUGGACCAGAGGACUGGAACACAGAGGAAAGCUUGAUGCAAACCCAGAUUUGAUUAAGUUUUCUCAGACUCUUGAAAGUGUGUGUGUGGAGACUGUGGAGAAGGGGAUUAUGACCAAGGAUCUGGCUGGCUGCAUUCAUGGACUCUCAAACGUUAAGAUUAAUGAACAUUAUGUGAACACCACGGACUUCCUAGAUGCAAUCAAGACCAACUUGGACAAAGCCCUGGGUAAAUGAAGAAGGUGGACACUGAAGCGCGUCUUUUCCUUUUUGUACCUCAUUUAAAGUAAACAUCAUCGUAACCAUAAUCAUUGUUGCUGAAGGGAAAGGUUAAAAAGGAUCCUGUGUUUUUCUGUAGCAGUGCUGUUUGCUAGUGUUCGCUAAAUUGUAUUAGUCACCAGUCCACUUCAUUUCCCAACUACAAGGUUUUAGUUUUGUAAUAUGAAGUAAUGUAUGUAAUACUGUAUUAAACCAUGAAAAUAAAGGCAAAAAGCAAUUUUGGAAACCUAAUAAAUUUUGUUUUGUCUUAAA
Molecule: messenger RNA, 2048 nt
Organism: Tachysurus fulvidraco (yellow catfish)
Lineage: Eukaryota; Metazoa; Chordata; Actinopteri; Siluriformes; Bagridae
Gene: idh2
Product: isocitrate dehydrogenase (NADP(+)) 2
Exons: 12
Coding region: 228-1754 (508 amino acids)
Biological process (GO): isocitrate metabolic process
Cellular component (GO): mitochondrion
Molecular function (GO): isocitrate dehydrogenase (NADP+) activity; NAD binding; magnesium ion binding
Source: RefSeq, a predicted model, not a curated record